AGAGAUCAAUUAAAAAAAAAAAAAUCUCAUUUUUAAUAAAAAAAAAUCCAAAAUGGAUCAAUUGCACCUCUAAAAAUUUUUUUCUUUUUCACUGGAGUUCCUACUCUUCCUCUUGCUAGAAAAAUCUCCUCCUCAACCGGCUGCCUUUAAUUCUAGUACUGGAUAAAUAUUUACUGGAAACCUAAUUGUAAUAGAAGUGGAACCAUGUCUAAGCAAGAACGACAGUGUUAAUGUGCUGGAAAUCGCCCAAGCUGAGGGAAAUCUGAUUAGACGGCAGGUGUAUUUGCUUCUUCAUCUAGAUGUUAUGGAUGUGCAAUCCCUUCUAGCAACCUAGGGAUACUGUUCUUAUUUUUAUUAUGGUUUCAGGGCAUCACCUAUGGCUUCUAUCACCAUGCGGAAUCUUAUACUUUACACCACUAAUGAAAAUUGGCAGGUUGUAAACCUUAAGGAGGCAAGGGAUUUCUCUUCUGACAAGGAGUUCAUAUAUGUUUUCAAGUUACUGUCUAAUGAUGCUAAAUUCUUCUAUUGCCGGAAACUUGAAUGGGAAUCUUUAUCUGUUGAUCUCCUGCCUCAUCCAGAUAUGUUUGCUGAUGUGCAAGGGGGAGCAAAUCACAGAGAUGAUGAUGGUGCAAAGCGAGUUUUCUUUGGUUGAGAACGCUUCUUAGAAGGAAUAU
This is a messenger RNA of Rubroshorea leprosula, 674 nucleotides long. Lineage: Eukaryota; Viridiplantae; Streptophyta; Magnoliopsida; Malvales; Dipterocarpaceae. The record is from the annotation of a GenBank genome assembly.